Molecule: messenger RNA, 657 nt
Organism: Debaryomyces hansenii CBS767
Lineage: Eukaryota; Fungi; Ascomycota; Pichiomycetes; Serinales; Debaryomycetaceae
Exons: 1
Coding region: 1-657 (218 amino acids)
Molecular function (GO): RNA binding
Source: RefSeq, a predicted model, not a curated record
AUGUCUGAAGAAGUACCUAUGCAAGAACAACAAAAGCCUCAUGAUUCAGUAGAGGAACCGAAUGAAAUGGAGACAACUUCACAACAAGAAAUAGGGGAACCUACCAAUGAUCAAGGAGCUCCUAGUAACGAUGAAUCAAAUGCUGUGAACUCACGUAUGGAAGAGAUGGAAAAGGAAGCUGCUAAAUUACGAGAGCUUCAUUCUCAAUUAAGCAAUGACUCGAAUAAUGAUCCUUCAGAAGAAGAAAGACGAGACAUUGAUUCUCGUUCGGUGUAUAUUGGUAACGUGGAUUAUGGCUCGACUCCAUUAGAAUUACAGCAGCAUUUUUCAAGUGGCGGAGUGGUUAACAGAGUUACUAUACCCUUGAAUAAAUUUACAGGGCAGCCUAAAGGAUUUGCAUAUUUAGAGUUCGCUGAUAUUGAUGGUGUCAAUAAAGCCGUAGCAACAUUGGAUGGUUCGACCUUCAGAGAUCGUGAGUUAAAAGUUUGUGCCAAGAGAACGAAUGUCCCAGGAAUGAGUUCUACAAAUAGAGGUGGUGGUUUUCCAAGAGGAGGUGGUUUUAGAGGUAGGGGAGGCUUUAGAGGUGGUUUUAGAGGAAGAGGACCAAGAGGAGGAAGAGGAGGUUUCAGAGGAGGAAGCAGAUUUACUCCAUAUUAA